This is a messenger RNA of Pieris napi, 4248 nucleotides long. It is a transcript of the gene Hsl, whose product is annotated as hormone-sensitive lipase. The transcript has 16 exons. Lineage: Eukaryota; Metazoa; Arthropoda; Insecta; Lepidoptera; Pieridae. Bases 193 to 2607 code for a protein of 804 amino acids. Gene Ontology annotation, molecular function: triacylglycerol lipase activity; sterol ester esterase activity. Gene Ontology annotation, cellular component: cytosol. Gene Ontology annotation, biological process: cholesterol metabolic process; triglyceride catabolic process. The record is from RefSeq and is a predicted model, not a curated record.
AUUGAGAUAUUUGCUGAAAAGUGAAAACCUGUAGGAAAACCAUUGAACGUUUAAUUGUGAAGUGAAAUUAUACCGAGCGUAUGUUACGGAUGUUUCGUUUUAUAACAACUAACAAAUCUUACGUAUUAAUAAUGAUUAUCUGCGUGAUGUAUUGUUUUUAUUGGAAAUUGUUGUUGGUUUAAAAUAUAACAUAUGAGUCUAAGACUAAUCAAUCGUGGGUUUCGAUUCGUGACGAGAAGUUUCAGUAAUAUGUCGUUCCCUGAAUCACCUGCGAAAGCCUCAAUAUGUUGCGAAGUGCUGGAAGGUGCGCCGCCUACGUAUGCUAUGUACGAAGCACUAAAGGAUUCCUGUCAUAAUAAUGCUACAUAUUUUCAACCUGAUGAUAGUGAGAAUGGUCAACGUUUGUACCAAGGAUUUAUAACUCUGAUAGAUCACAUUGAUACUGUAUGGCCUCUGGUUGACCACGUUAGAAAGGUGGCACCGUCAUAUGAUUUUGAUGAAAAAUCUCCAGGCAAUGGAUACAGAAGUUUCGUAUCAGUUGUGGAUUCCUGCAUCCUACAUGGCCUUAAACUUAGCAGACAAGUUUGCUCCGGACGGGAUGCAUUGUUAUUUAGAAAAGGAUAUUUUGUUAAAGAAGUGGAAUCAUGUGGACAACUCUUGGCAUCACUCGGCACAUGUCUUCAUCAUCUCCACACCCUAAUUUCAUGGGCACCUCCUGGAGACCUGUUUCCUGUCGAGCCACACUCGCCGGAAGAACUUUUCUCUAAGGCAGACACAAUAAAUCAGUAUUGUUUUUAUGGAAGAUGUCUAGGUUUUCAGUUCGCCCCGUCGAUACGCGGGAUCCUCAAGGGCAUAUCGAUAUGCAUGGCCGGCUUCUCGGAGGCCUACUACAGCCAAGGCAAUCUGAUAAGUUCGGUGUGGACGGGCGGGCAGUACUUGAUCGACCCCGAACUCCGGGCCAGAAGGAUUGUCAACAUAUCGCAGUCCGCCAGCGUGGAGUUCUGCAAGGCCUUUUGGUUUCUCACUGAGAGUGAAAUAAUGCGGCGAGUGCCGAGUCUGAUGUCGACCACGGUGGCGGUGAACAAAUUGAUAACGAUAACGCCUCAGCCCCUCGCGGUGGCGACCGCGGCCGGCGGGGAGAAGACGGUUCUUCCGCCGAACUCGCACAUCGGCCUGCACGACCUCAACGUCAGGCUGAUCAGUGUCAACAAGAGGAACGGAAUGACGAACGAAAGCUCCACUCUUCCGGCGGCGGACGGCGUCAUAUUCCACUGCCACGGAGGAGGUUUCGUGGCGCAGAGUUCCAAAUCGCACGAGAGCUAUCUGAGAGAUUGGGCGGCCAAGCUCAACGUGCCCAUUCUGUCCGUGGACUACAGCCUCGCUCCGCAGGCUCCCUUUCCGAGGGCCUCGGAGGAGGUCUUCUACGCGUACUGCUGGCUCUUGAACCACCUCGGGGAGGUCGGCACCACGGGUAAAAGGAUCGUGUUCGCGGGCGACUCGGCCGGGGCAAAUCUCCUCGCGGGCUGCAUUCUUCGAAUACUGGAGAGCGACAUUCGGGUCCCGGAAGGCCUGUUCAUGGCCUACGCCCCGCUGCUCGUCAGCUUCAUCCCGAGCCCCUCGAGGCUCCUCUGCCUCAUGGACCCUCUGCUGCCUUUCGGCUUCAUGAUGAGGUGUCUCAAAGCGUACGCGAGUCCCAAUUCGAAGAGCAAAGAAGAGAAACGCCAAAAGGAAGCGACUUCAUCGAACGCGACCACGCCCAUAGACGGAAACGGCUUCCUCAGAGUGAGCCCCUCGCAGGAAGGCCUCAGCGAGUCCUCGUUCGAGGAGGUGUCUCCGUCGGACCUGCUGGAGCUGCAGGCGCACAAGUCCCAAGGCAGCCAGAGGAGGCACUCCGGGGACACCACGGUCAGCGCCGCUUCGCUGCAGAGCGAGCACACGGCCACGGGCGUCAGUCCGUCGGAGGAGCGGUCCCAAAAGUGCGCGUCGGAACUGCUGGACAGAUACGUGUUCGACAGCGACUCCGACAGCGAGGGCCGAAGGAUCGAUCGUGCCAGUCGCGGAGGUGAAUCCGAAACUUCGAGCACUCUGGUCGGCGAGCCUCCUCUGGUGGUCGACGGCGAGAGGGAGCCGAAGAAAAAGGGCAAAUCACGCAUCGGCGAGGCGGCGUCGGGCAUAAUGGGGGCCAUGUCGUCCCGUUUCGCCUCCAUGAAGGACUCCAACGCCAUCUCUGGCCCCACGCAGGAAGAAAUGGCGGGGCGGUCGAACCUAGACUCCCUGAUAGCCAGGAGUCCCUCGGACGAGUUCAUGUUCUCGGUGCCCCGAGACCCCGUCCUGUCCCCCUACUGGGCCGAGGACCGGCUGCUGAAGAGGUUCCCGCCCCUGAGGAUUCUGUCGGUGCACAUGGACCCGUGUCUGGACGACUGCGUGAUGUUCGCGAAGAAACUGAAACGUCUGGGCAACGAGGUGGAGAUCGACGUCGUCGAGGGACUGCCCCACGGCUUCUUGAACCUGUCUCUGAUGGCGAAAGAGGCCAACGACGCAUCCCUCCAGUGCAUCGAGAGAAUAAAACAAUUACUGGACGCGGAUGCGCUUUCCGCUGAUUUAUGAACGCAACGGCCUUCGUCUAGUGUUUAGGUUCGUUGCCUUUGGACGCGACGUCGACGUUCCGACGUUAUUCUUUCGUAGCGAGUAGACGUUGAAAAUGUUGAAGCGAGCGAUUAUUGGCAAAAGGCAUAGAAAUACUGAAAUCACAAAUAUGCCGUUUCAGAUUUAAAGCUUUCCGAAGACGACAGUUUUCAACAAAAUUACAGUAAAACGUUAUUUUAAAAAAAUAACAAAUAUGACAUUCCCUAAUUAUUUACUAAAGAAAUUGAAUUUAAAAAUCGAUCUAUAAAUAAUAACGGCUGAAGAGUCGAUAUACCGAGAUAGAAUUAUUGAAGAUUAUAAUAAUAGUAAUAAGUUAUAGAGUAUAAAAAUUGUCUAUGAUAUGUCGAAAGGACCAGAGGGUAUAAUUAACAAAUUAAAAACAUAGUCCAACAAGAAGGGCAAGGGAAGGACUUCAGUUUCUUGCUCGGCGAUUAGCAUUUAUUAAUUUUUUAUUGUUCAAAAGUACAAAGAAUCUCUAUAUACAUAAAUGUUUGUAUGAGAUUUUUAGGAUUACGUAUGUUUGGUUAUGCAAUGGGCAUACUGGAUUUAAAUAUCCAAGGAGAUAGUACAUAAUGCAAACACCAUGUGUAAUUGUGUUUCUUAUGCAGUAUUUGACUUACAAGAUUUAGGAAUACAUUUUCUCCGUCCUUCAUUCGUAACCUAUGCAUAUGUAUAAAUAACUAAAUAUGUACUUGGUUAGAUUAAAAUUAACUAUUUGUGUUUUGUUUUUUCUGUCAAUUGCUUUAAAGGGUUAAUACAAGUUUAAAUGAAAACCUUAAAAAGAAAUGGAUUAAAGUUAAACGAACAAGGUGUAAAGGAUUGUCGAAGUUGAAAUAACCUUAGAUAUAUCUUACCAAUACACUCCAAAUUAUAUUUGUCAUAUAAAUAUGCCUAAAUAAUUUUGCCGCCUCUUUAAAAUAAGCUACUGUAAGUCACCUCUCAGGUAGAAUUCCUCAUUUUUGAUUGAUACAAAACUUUAUUAAAUAUAUUCUGGAACAACAUUGUAGCAUAUCCUUUUUUUAAUAGGCCAUAAUAAUUUAAAUUUAUUUUAUUUCCAAAAGCUUCUAUUAUGAGUGACAUAAAUGAAGCAAUUACAUAGGUGUGAUAAUAUUGUGUAGAAAUGUCUGUGAUAGAAUGCUUUUAAAAAGCAGACAGUAUUUUAAAAAAUGCUUCAAACUAGUGAAUUUUGUGUGCAAUAAAAUGAACACAAAGUAUACUCAUAGACAUGGUAGUUCACAAAAGUAGGGUAAUGUUUUAUUAUUAUUAGCUAGGUGACUUAUUUGUCUGUAUAACCAAUCCUUUCCAUUCCUUUGGUAAUUGUUUUAAAUGUUGUGGAAAUUGAUAUAAUGGUAUAGUGGUGUAUAAAAAUAACAAUUAAUGUAAUCACAUACUGUAUUUGAAUAAUUGUUGUUGUUGGCCUCUAUUGUGAAUGUAAAUUACCCUUGGAUAAUUCAAUUAUUUUCUUUUACUUGUUAAAAUACCUUUUUAUUUAGAAAGAAUGUCUAGUCAGACAAAGUUUUGUUAAUUGAAUGUUUUAAAAUUUAUAUAGUUUUUAUAAUAUGUGCUGAUUGCAGAAGUAAAAUCAAUAAAUUAUGAGUUAGC